Molecule: messenger RNA, 1019 nt
Organism: Hippopotamus amphibius kiboko
Lineage: Eukaryota; Metazoa; Chordata; Mammalia; Artiodactyla; Hippopotamidae
Gene: TMEM191C
Product: transmembrane protein 191C
Exons: 10
Coding region: 108-1019 (303 amino acids)
Source: RefSeq, a predicted model, not a curated record
CCCGCGGGCCUGCGCGGUCCGACGGCGGCCCGUGCGCAGCGGUUCCGAACCGGCCCGCGCGCCGCCCAUUGUGACGCGGGCCCGGCGGCGGCGGGCAGAGCCGAGCCAUGGCCGAGGCGCGGGAGCUGCUGCUGCAGCUGCAGAAGGACAACCGCGACGGGCGCCUGCGGAAGCAGGAGCUGGAGGAGCUGGUGCGCGGGCUGGAGGCCGAGAGCGAGAGCCUCGGCGCGCGCCUGCGGGACCUGAGCGAGCGCGAGCGCAGCCUGCAGCGGCGGCGGAGCCGGGCGGCGCGCGCCCUGCGCGGGGAGGCGCGCGAGGCGGCACGGGAGCGCGCGGACCGGGAGCGCGGGCUGCUGGCAGCGGCGGAGCAGCGCAGGCGGGACCUGGAGCGACAGAACCGUCAGCUGCAGGAGCAGUGGGAGGAGCUGUCAAGCCAGCUCUUCUACUACGGAGGAGAGCGCCUGAGUCAGCAGCGCGCGGAGCAGCAACUCGAGACCCAGCUGGCGGCGUUGCAGACACAAGUGGAGCUGGUGGAGGCGCAGCACGCCAUGCAGGCGGAGGCCCUGCGGCAGAGCGCACGGCGGAUGGAGGAGGCCUGGGCCAGCUUCCAGGAGCAGAGCGGAGUCUUGCAGGAGCUGCAGGGGAAGGUGAUGGAGGCGGCGGCCGCGCUGGACGCCUCGCGGGGCGGCCCGGAGCCGUGCGACUCACAGCCUCGCCGGGGGCAGGACCGCGCCGGCUCGCUCAUGGAGGAGGUGGCCAGGGCGGACUGUGAGCAGCGGCUGUUGGGCGGCGCGGGAGCGGCCGGCCGCAGGCUGUGGGCGCUGGGCGCGCCGCGGACGCUGCUGCUGCUGCUCCCGCUGGGCGUCGUGGCGCUGCCGCUGCUCUUCCUGGCGCUGCGGAACCCCUCGGCCCUCCGGCGCGGGCUCGCGCGCCCCGGCUCGGGCGCCGCGCUCCGCCGCCUGCGCUACACGCUGGCCCCGCUGCUGCAGCUGCGCGCGCGCGGCCUGCUGCCCGCCUAG